This is a messenger RNA of Klebsormidium nitens, 1605 nucleotides long. The record is from the annotation of a GenBank genome assembly. Lineage: Eukaryota; Viridiplantae; Streptophyta; Klebsormidiophyceae; Klebsormidiales; Klebsormidiaceae.
GCGAAAGCUGUGAGUCACUUUUGAAGGCUGGAAAUGGAGCGCAACUUGCAAGAGAGGGACACAAGCUCUCUUGUUGCGCAAGACGACAUUCACGAGUCACAAUGCCCUCACUUCCUAGCUUGGGCCCUUCAACUUCGAGAGAUCUGCAGCGCUUUCAAACGCCGCCAUUCUUUGCAGAAUUUGCAGUUCAUUAGCAGCAGACACCUUCAGCCUCAGAGGAUUCCACAUACAAAAGGUGCAGUCAGCACUUCAAACAGACAAACAGAGCAACGGCAUUCUUUGGUUCGGUAUACAACAGACGAACAACAAGGACAGGGAUCAGCUGACAACAGCAUCCCUUUGCAGAUCCACCUUUAGCGCAGAAGAUCCGAGCAUAGUUCUCAUUCUCAGAGCAUCCCAGCUCCAGAUUUGAGACAAGCAUACGCAAUGGCGUGCCAGAAGCUCCUUGUGCUCUCCCUCGCUCUCUGCGUCCUCCCGUCUCUCGUUUCCGCUGGCGUAUCCUUCAGGUCGCUCGGCAAUGCUACCAUCGCCGUGAGGGGGUCUAAGUACAACCCUCAGACAAACACCACGUCGCCACUUGUCAACCAGACGGUCAAGUAUGACGAGUUCAUCCAGGUCUCAUGGAACGCGCUCCCCACUGCCGCCAGGCUGCUGCCCGAGUUCACAUCGGUGCACGUGAAGCUGUGCUUUGGGCCCAAAAGUGCUCUCAACCGGGGGUGGAGGAAGUCGAUCGACGACAUCAAGCUUGACCGGCUGUGCAAGCACAAGAUCAUUGAUGAGCCAUGGAAGAACGGCACGACCACCGUCAACUAUCAACUCGAGAAGAACCUGCCAGGAGCAUUUUACCGCUUCCGCAUCUACGCUUUGAACGCAGCGGGUGACCCGAUUGCUUACGGUCAGACCAACACAACUUCGCUGUUCCAUUUCGAGGCGAUCACCGGACGAUCUGUGGGGCUUGACGUCGCGAUUGGGGUGCUUUCGGCGGUCUCGGGGCUUGUGUUGAUCGGGUAUUUCCUCAAGGAGCAAUCGUCCAAGAAGGCGACAAAGGGUUAAUUUCUGAAACAAAGGGUUAAUUUCUGAGCACAAAGUCGAAAAGAGUUGGGGAGUUGGGAAUUCGUACGACCAUAUUGAUUGUAGGUUGCAUGAGGGUUGCAAGCGGUGUACCCGAAACUGUAAAAUGAUUAGUGUCGGUACUAGUUAAGGCAGCGCGUAGCCUGUAAGGUUGACACACUCUCCUGUGGAAGCGUCGCCGAGAGACAUAGAGGAGUAUAGCGGUACUUCUAAGUCGAGGUGGGGAAUCCUUACCUGUCUGGCCCGUCCUGGAUUUGAGCAAAGAACGAUUUUAUCUGAGACGGACGGCAAGAUGGACCAAAGUAGUAAUGUCAAUUCUAUUGAAAACAAUUAUUGACAACAGGUCGACUCGAAGCUACGUCUUUUGCAAGCAUUCCUUCAACCUGCCGCCAAUAAUUUUCGUCGUAGAACCUUUCUCUUUGUCAAGUUCCGCAGCACCACCCCAAUUCGCGCAUUGUAUGCUGAUGGAACCUGCGCUAUGCAGUCAACACAAACUGUAGUCUUCAAUGGGAUAAAUCAAGACUGAUCUGCGAG